Messenger RNA from Pseudophryne corroboree (corroboree frog), 4009 nucleotides. It is a transcript of the gene SMARCB1, whose product is annotated as SWI/SNF related, matrix associated, actin dependent regulator of chromatin, subfamily b, member 1. Gene Ontology annotation, biological process: positive regulation of pseudohyphal growth by positive regulation of transcription from RNA polymerase II promoter; chromatin remodeling. Lineage: Eukaryota; Metazoa; Chordata; Amphibia; Anura; Myobatrachidae. Gene Ontology annotation, cellular component: nucleus; brahma complex; nuclear chromosome. The record is from RefSeq and is a predicted model, not a curated record. Bases 68 to 1267 code for a protein of 399 amino acids. The transcript is spliced from 8 exons. Gene Ontology annotation, molecular function: transcription coactivator activity.
AGCUCCACGCACGCUCAUUGCAGCGUCCUGGAUUGCGCAUGCGCUAAGACCUGUUGAUACUUCGCGCAUGCUCGGUGCGGCGAGCCCGGCGCUGGGUCUGGGAAACGGCAAGAUGAUUAUGGCGCUGAGUAAAACGUUCGGCCAAAAGCCGGUGAAAUUCCAAUUAGAGGAAGAUGGGGAGUUCUACAUGAUCGGCUCCGAGGUGGGGAAUUACCUGCGCAUGUUUAGGGGCUCCCUGUACAAGAGGUAUCCUUCCCUCUGGAGACGCUUGGCCACAGUUGAAGAAAGGAAGAAAAUUGUAGCCUCCUCGCAUGGGAAGAAAUACCAUGGAUACACAACCUUGGCUACCAGUGUUACCCUAUUAAAAGCUUCAGAAGUGGAGGAGAUUCUUGACGGGAAUGAUGAAAAGUACAAAGCUGUCUCUAUUAGCACGGAGCCUCCAACUUACCUCAGGGAACAGAAAGCAAAAAGAAACAGCCAGUGGGUCCCAACACUGCCCAACAGCUCCCACCACUUGGAUGCAGUGCCCUGUUCUACUACUAUAAACAGAAACCGUUUGGGUCGUGACAAGAAAAGGACCUUCCCUUUGUGCUUUGAUGACCAUGAUCCAGCAGUGAUUCAUGAAAAUGCUUCUCAGCCAGAGGUGCUAGUUCCCAUCCGAUUGGACAUGGAGAUAGAUGGGCAGAAGUUACGUGAUGCUUUUACGUGGAACAUGAAUGAGAAGUUAAUGACCCCGGAAAUGUUUGCAGAGAUCCUCUGUGAUGACCUAGACUUGAAUCCACUUGCUUUUGUCCCAGCUAUUGCUUCAGCUAUCCGCCAGCAGAUAGAAUCUUAUCCCACAGACAGCAUUCUGGAGGACCAGUCUGACCAGAGAGUCAUCAUCAAGCUAAAUAUCCACGUUGGGAACAUAUCCUUGGUGGACCAGUUUGAAUGGGACAUGUCGGAAAAAGAGAAUUCACCAGAGAAGUUUGCACUGAAGUUGUGUUCAGAACUUGGCUUGGGUGGGGAGUUUGUCACCACCAUUGCCUACAGCAUCCGAGGGCAGCUCAGCUGGCACCAGAAGACUUAUGCAUUCAGUGAAAACCCCUUGCCAACAGUGGAAAUUGCCAUCCGAAAUACAGGUGACGCAGACCAGUGGUGUCCCCUCCUGGAGACCCUUACAGAUGCUGAAAUGGAAAAGAAGAUCCGUGACCAGGACAGGAACACCAGGUGCCACCGUCGUUUCAUACGCUUUUCCUUCCGGGCUUCCCGCCGGGGUAGAAUAUAGACAACAAGGUGGCACUUCCUCGGAGCGUCCAUGAGGAAGACUUUUCAGCUUUUGCGCACCAGCCUAUGAAGUGAUGUGUCUUUAUUCGUGUCUGCUGUCGUGCUUCAGCCAGUGGAGCUGCUGUUUUUAUCAUUAUCGCACUUUGCAAGUGACGUGUUGGUCUUUAAUUUGACUUUAGCUGGUGGGAUUGGACAUUUCUCCCAGUGCUCGCCAUUAGCUUAGUAGCACAUAACAUGCCCGAUGUAUUUCAACAGUAUUUGUUUAAACUAUAGUCCCCAUACUUGGACCCUUAAUGCACUUAAUUUAAACAGUCUAGCCCCUAUUGUCUCACAUUGAGAUAGUCAGACAUCCUCUUGCCCUCCAUUAUCUAUUAGUGGGACCCACAUUAUAUGGUGUGCUGCUGGAUUCUGUAGCAAACGUACAACCUUGUAACUGAGCAAUCUCUGUUCUUUUAGUGUCUUGCAUUUGUAUUGGUCAGGCUUUAGCAUUGUUUAUAGUGGUAGGCAAUACUUAAAAACUGGUGCCAAAAAUAUGUUUGUGAAAUGUUAUUGAUGGCUUUGCUGCUUUAAAUGCUAAUAUCAUUUAACUUCUGCCAGUUCCUGUAGAGCAUAAUUCUACUGGUGCAUGAUGCAGUUAAAUGUAAUGGAAAUUGCCACUGAUUAUAUUUUAGGUGGUAGCUUUAUGAAGUACAUAUGUGCAGUAUUAAUACUUGUAACGUUUUGUUUUUAUUGGAAUGUGUAGUAGCAGUAUUCAUGUUUUCUUGGAGAGUAGGGAACUGCGAUUAGUGAUACAGAAAAGGCGGCCCACGCUGGUUGUGGAGCCCUUUGGCGUCUUAUUGAAACAGGUCAAUCAAACAAGUAUAUAAGGACUUGUCAGUGGUUUAAAGACAACAAAAAGAGCAUAUUUUUUUCUCCUGCAUGUAACCUACUGCUAUGAAAGCCAUCAGGAACCCAGUUCUGGAGAAGUUCCUGAUUUGUUUUUUGGGUACUUAACUGGUUAAAGGGCUCUUGGACACUAAUGUCUGUAAUUCAGUCAACAUUCUGGUUGAAGAACUGGAAUCACAUGCUUAGCAGGCUUGGACUCUAGCAUUGUUUAUCAUCUCCCUCUGUACAUUGUUGUCUUCUGAGACUUAUAUGGGAAACCAGGUUAUUUUUCUGUUUGUUUCUUGUUUUUCAUUAGUUGAGUACAUUAAGCCCUGUGGUUUAACUGCAGUAUGGAUGUUUAUGUGGUCUAGCCAUGUUGGAAUGGAAAAUAUGAAAAUAGACUGGUAGCUUUUAUGUCCCAUUAUAAUUUUUAUUACACAUCACUUCUUAACUUGCACAUUUUAUUGUAUUCAUUUCUGUGUGUGCCUUUUUUGAGAAGUUGGACCUGCUUAGGUUUGGUAGUUGCCACAAUGGGCAAUCGUGGCAUUGUUGGGUGGUUGUAUAGGACAACCUGGCCAAUACCAUUGUUUGCAAUGUCUAGGGACAAGAUUUGAAUGUACUAAUAAGUCUUUAAAUAAGACCAUAAACUGCUUAAGCUAGAUAUAUCCACUUGUUAUCUUUCAAGAGCCAGAAGAACCACACUUGUCCUUGUUUUAUAUCUACUCCUUUCAUUGGUAAAGUCAGAUUUGUUUUGGACCAUAUAUUGUAUUGUGGAAAGGGAAAAGUGCAUACUCUUGAAAUUGACUGCACUUCCCUUUGUUAACCCCUUGUUAUUGCAGGUAUAUUCAGCAGAGUUGGUUGUAAAAUUGUUCACUUUAUUAGACAUACACUUGCUCCUGCACUACAUCUAGGCCAAAGACUAUCAAUACUUCCAGUUUCUCCUACAUAAUGCUGUUAAAGCUUUCCCUUAAGUCCCCAUAAACCUAAUAUAAAUGAGUUGAUUUAGCUGUGUUGAUGAUUUGGCCACAGACCUGUACAUGUGUUGUAUUAUGGUGUUCUGAAAAGGCCCCAUGGCUUCCCCCGAACCUUUUACGAAAUAUUGGACUUGCUGCCAAAAAGGACACUGCGGCUCUUAGUGGGCAGCCAUGUUUUCUCUAGGUGUUCAAGAAGAACUAUAUAACGUAUAGUUACAGAUCUAGGAACCUCCUAUAUUUUGGUACUUUUUUUUUAUAAAUAAGAGUGGCUGGAAGUGUAUUAGAGGUAUAUUCAGCAUAUGUUUCUUUCCAAUGGCCAGUGUAAAAUAAAAAUCCCCCGUGAACAUGACCCUCUGCCUUAGUGUUAAGAAUACACCUACAACCUCCUUAUAAUUUACCUUGCCCCUCUUCUCUUUUCCUCCCUGUAGGCGUAUGAGACGUCUUGCCAACACUGCACCGGCCUGGUAAACAGUCCCCUCCCGACGAAACUCACGGUUCACAUCCUGGAGAUGGAACCUCUUCCCAUAAAUAAACAAAAAGUAACAUUAAAAAGAGAAAAAAAAAGAAAAAUGUAAAAAUUACUAAGACUAAAGAUAUGUGGAGGAGAGGAGGGUGGUCCCAGCACCUCUUGAGCCCAAAUCAGAAGGUGCGGGGGACCCACACAUUCCACUUUUAAAGCAGCUGGAUGCUGCUGAGUUUGACUCCCUCACAUCCUUUCCUUCCAUGUACAGAGUGUGAAGCAUUUAGUGCUACCUGACUACCGGAAGACCUGAGACAGAUGUCCCAAGCCCUCCUUUAUACCUGUAUACGUGAUAUGUAAAGCUUUUUUGUGUUCUAUUUUUAAUUUGUAUAGGUGCUUAAUGCACUUGUAGAGAAACCUUUUUGAAUAAAAGUAAUGCUCAAUA